Messenger RNA from Medioppia subpectinata, 1200 nucleotides. The record is from the annotation of a GenBank genome assembly. NCBI's taxonomy places the organism in Eukaryota, Metazoa, Arthropoda, Arachnida, Sarcoptiformes, Oppiidae.
AUUUUAAAACGAGGUCUUUCACCUGACCCGAGAAGAUGGUGGGAUGCCGCGUUUAUGAUACCGACGCCACUUGAUUUACUUGCCAAAAUACCACUGCCUGGCGGUAUGAGCGGCGGUCUGGCCAGCGCUAUCGGCAGUUUUGGCGGUAUCGGUAUACCCGGUAUGUCGGUCGCCAGUCAAGGCUUUGGUAUGUUUUCGAAAAUGAUACCCGGCAUGGACUCCGCUAAAAACAUGUUUAGUGGCUUAGCUGGGUCAUCGACUAAAACAUCAACCUCUGAUUCAUCGUCCAGUAAAGACUAUUUAAGUUCAUUGACCAAUAGUAGAGACAGUUCAAACAAUAGAGAUCGAUACGGUUCAAACGAUAGAGAUCGAUACGGUUCAAACGAUAGAGACCGAUACAGUUCAAGCGAUAGAGACCGAUACAGUUCAAGCGAUAGAGACCGAUACGGUUCAAACGAUAGAGACCGAUACGGUUCAAACGAUAGAGACCGAUACGGUUCAAACGAUAGAGACCGAUACGGUUCGUCCGAUAGAAACCGAUACGACUCGACCAGUAAAGACACCCGAUAUGAGUCUACUUCCAGAAGAAACAACCAAGAUUCAUCGUCCAAUAGAGACCAGCAAGAGUGGAUGCAAAGUAAACAAUACCAAGAUUGGUUGGCCAGUAAAAACCAAGGCAACCAAGAUUCGUACAAUCAAAACAACCAAAACAAUCAAAACAAACGUGAUGCUUUGUCCAAAGACUCAUACGAAUCGUGGUCCAAUAAACCUACGUAUGAUCCCAAUACCGGCAUAACUCGCGUCGAAAGUUUUAAAAGAGAGACCCACGUAGAAACUGUAAACAACCAGGGUUAUGGGUCCAGCGCUUCCAACUAUGGUGGACAGCAAAGUAGAUUCCCCUCGGGUUCACCGCCCGCUGGUUCCAACUAUGGCGCCCCGUCCGGCGGAUACAACCCUAGUUCACAGUCCGGCGGAUACAACCCUAGUUCACAGUCCGGCGGAUACAACCCUAGUUCACAGUCACAGUCCGGUGGAUACAACCCGAGUGCACAGUCCGGUGGAUACAACCCUAGUGCACAGCCUAGCAAUACAAACUAUGGCGCGCCUUCCGGUGGAAACAGCCCUAAUUCACCGCCCGGUGGAUACAACUCGAGUCCAUUUCCUGCCAGUCCUAUGUCGCCGCCCCUUCCAAACAACUAG